AUGGCGAGAGACAGCUGCCUGGCGCGUGUUACUGCAGGUGCCGCGGUCGGUGGCGCCAUCGGCGGCGCCGUCGGUGAGUGCUGCCCCUCUUGACUUCCUAUGAUAAGCCCGGAUCUCUCUCUGUCUCUCUCUUUCCGGUGGGGAUGUCGGCAUUGCUAGAACCCUAGGAUUCUUGGGCGUCUUCUUCUCCGGCUGGACAGUUGGUGGGGGUUUUGGGAGGCUUCUGAUGGCUUUCGUGAUGGUUGUAUUCUUCGCAUGCUUGUUCUUGGUCUCUGGGAUGUUUCGUUGAUGGUUCGGAAAACAGUAAUCUCUAAACCAGUCGUGACCGAGGUUUGGCCAGAGGGUGUUUUUAGCAUACAAACGCUACCGAGGCAUUUGCGGCUGACACUGGACGGCAGGAUGAGUCGCCGUAAUUCCUCCAUGAGAUUGGAUGUCUGAAUUACUCUUAAUCUUGCCACCUCCAAGAAAUCUUGGGAAUUUUUUUGUUCACAGUAUGAUGCGCACGAUUUUAGGUUUGAGUUUCUCUUUUCUCUCGGAAGCCUUUCUAUUCGAUCCAGUAGGACACCACACCAUCUUAGGGCUUUCAUUUGUCUCCUUCCUUUUAGGAGGUUCAUUUUUCUUUGAGAACUUAGCCGUUGGUUCAUCUGAAAUCCAUUAGGAGUGAAAAUAAAUGUAAAAAAAUGGUAGGGCAGUGGUGCUAUCUUUAUAUUCUUGUGUUGAUUUUUAACCAUACUUUACUACUAAGAUUGCCCAUGAAGUCCAUUAGAAUCUUAUGCUUCUUAAGCCCUUUUGUCUAAUUCUUCAGUGUGAGUGUUUUGUUCUUAAAUGCUCACAUCAUAUAUCGUAUUUCUUGUUUCUAUUACAUGUCCUAUUAACUGCUCGCUAUGGAGGUCUUCAAGUUAGGUUCUCAUUUUCGUUUAUGAAUAUUAUGAUGUUUUCUUAGUCGUUUCGUCAGAAUUUUGCUAUAUCAAUAUAGUUUUGUGAGUGAGAUAUCUUUCCGGUAUGUUCUGGUGAGAUUCUUCUCACUCCAUCUUUCAAUAGUUUUAAAUAUCAUAAAAUACUGAAAUUUCUUUGACCCCAACUUACUUUAAGAUUGGUUAAUUUUGUGUGCUUUCAGGUGCUGUCUAUGGGACUUAUGAGGCCGUAAGAUAUAAGGUACCAUUAGAAAUCAUAUCAGAUCUCUGCCGCUCAAAGCAACUGUAGAAAUAUAAUUGGUGCAGUAAAUUAUAUGUGAUUUUUUACUUUAGUAAUUUUCAAUCUUGUUUUUUGCAUUAUGGUAUCGUAUAUUAUUAAAUGAUUUGGUUUUGGAUUUGAAACAUAGCCAAAGUUCUUAAUGAAUUCGAGUCUACUUUGUUGUUACAAUUAGACUUAUAAUGGUUUGUGCUUUCUUAAAUAUCCUUGGAACCCUAGAAAUUUUGCACGUGUUGACUUUAUAUUGUCUCCUGUUUCAAUUUCCCUUAUCACUUCUUUAUUUAUUCAGUAAUUAGUAUCAGGUAAUUACCGUAGCAAUUGUGUAGUCAACUAGUUGGCAGCCUCUAACCUGUUAACUUUUUAAUUUAUAAUAACAUCACAAGAAUCUUCUUUCUUUAUAUGAUGUUUCCCUUCUCAGAGUUGCUGUCUUCAUUUUAAAUGAAAUUCCGAGGGCAUUCUUCGUUUCUUCUCUACCGUGCUGAAUCGUGAUAUCUGAUGAAAUUAUUUUCAAUAUACUCUUGGAAUUGGUGUCAUACUGUAAAGUCCAUAUUGAAGCAGCUCUCCUUUUCUCACUAUUUUCUCCCGCACAAGGUAUUAAACUGAGGUUUGGUGUGAGUGAAUGGAGGGGCAGUAGUGCAACAAAUGAGAAAAUAGAUUUCAUGUAUUCCUUCGACAUUAUGGCCCAUUUGUGGAGGAUUGAUUUUCAGUCACUUCCUCUUCCUACCAGCUGCUUCUGCUGCUCGUAUGAAUGCCAUUCAAAACCUUUCCUGUAAUAGCCAGCAUUCACCCUAGAUUAGCCAGAAUAAUUCAUGUCCCCUGUUCUCAUGAAAUAUUUGGUUGUUGUAGGGAAUUUUCCCUGUGGAUCAUUCAAACCAUGUUGAUCUAGAUCAUGCUUGGGCAGUGCAGAUUCACCUGGCUUAUCCAACUUGGAUAGAAAAUCUCUUGAUUCGUGGACUAGGAAGAGUCCCAGUUGGGUUUUUUCACUUCAAAAUAUAAUGCCCAUGAUAACUGAAUCAUAUUCUUGGAACUGUUGAGCUAGGACUCCUAGUAACUAGGAGGGAAUCACGCCUUCUGAGUAGAAUGCUUGAAAGACAAUGAUAUGAUUAUUAUCUUUCGCCAAGUAUUUUUCGGUACUGGCGUCGACAUGCUGCAAUCUUUAUCGGUAGACUCAAUCCCAAGUAUUAUGUGGGGUUUGAUGUUCUUCCCCGUAUAAGGUAGAUAAUAUGACGUUAAUGGUGAAAAUAAUUGAUCCUCUCCACGUCCCCUUACAUCUGCCUUGUCCUUUUGUCUUCAUUUCUAUUUUCUUAUCCUUCCUCAUACUUCAGCAAAAUAUUUUUUAAUGGUCGGAUGGACUCUGGUCAAACCAUAUUGGUCCAGUUCCAAGUUGAAUAAUCGCCCAUGAGACACCAAUCCUUGGAGAAAGUUAUCUCUCUAAGUCUCCAUGCCAGAGAGUACACACACUAUAGUAUUCUCUCACACGCAAGUCCACAAUGAAAAUAAAUGAGGACUUUAGGGUUUAUGGGUGGAUGUGGGAUCGAAAGAGUUCCGAGCGAGAACCCAAGUUCUAGUUGACCACCUUUGUUCUUGGAGAAUUUCCAGCAUUCUAAUUUUUAAAAAUAUAUUUUAUUUAAAAUUUUGGGGAAAUCUUCAAUGUUUAUGAUUUUUUUGUAUCUUAUAAAACUUGUAGAAUUUUAUAAUUUAAUAUGCCUAACGUUUCUCUUUAAUCUUUUUUUAACAGCAGCUUAACUUAUUAUUUAGUGUGCUAAUUUGGACCGAUAUUUAUCCAAACCUCAUAUUCACAUUAACUCCUCUAUAACCAUUGAAAUUUGCAGAGGUUAUUUAUUUCCCGCUUAGAAAAAAAAUUCUUCAUAGAUAUCUAAUUCUAUUUUGGCAUCUGCUUUUAUGGGUCAUUGCAUGCUUGCUUGCUAUGGCUUGUGGCAGGUCCCUGGACUGUUGAAGAUCAGGUACAUAGGGCAGACAACUCUCGGCAGUGCGGCCAUUUUUGGGUUGUUCCUCGGAGCUGGCAGUUUGAUACACUGUGGCAAAUCCUAUUGA
Messenger RNA from Spirodela intermedia, 3246 nucleotides. NCBI's taxonomy places the organism in Eukaryota, Viridiplantae, Streptophyta, Magnoliopsida, Alismatales, Araceae. The record is from the annotation of a GenBank genome assembly.